UGAACGUAAGUUUACCAAAAUAGCCCUCCCCCAUUAAACAAGAAGCAGCAAAAAGAGGUCCUCCCUCGUCCUCCCACCAUCGUUCUCUUCAGCUUUUCCAAUGGAAGAAGCCUCCUCACUGCAAUCACGCUAUCACUCCCCUCACGCCUUCGAACUGCUGCAGCAACAGCAAGUAGAAGAACAGCAAAGUGGUGCUUGUUCGAAUGUGGAGAUGGACGGCCGGCUGACUUCAUCUCUCCGGCGAGUCAGGGAUGGAAAUGGAAAUGGAAAUGGAAAUUACUCAGAAGCUGCUGCAGCAUACCACCACUCCGCCGCCGCCGCCGCCGGUGGUGGCGGUGCUAAGUAUAAGCUCAUGUCUCCGGCCAAGCUCCCGAUCUCUAGGUCACCUUGUACCCUCACAAUCCCACCUGGGCUUAGCCCGACGUCGUUUCUUGAAUCCCCUGUUCUACUCUCCAACAUCAAGGCAGAGCCUUCUCCAACUACAGGCACCUUUUCUAUGCCUCAAAUGAUGCAAGGCUGUAGUGGGACAUCCGGAUUUUCAUAUCUCACAAACUGUUCCAGUCUGAAUACUGUAAACAAGACGAAUUCCUGCAAUUUUGAGUUUCAGUUCCAUGCUGAUUCAGGCGAUGCAGCAGGAUUGAGACCAAUUGGACUUGCGGUGUCAUCAGGUUUAGUCCAGCAGCAUAAUAAGUCACUUGGACAAGUUCCAGAUUCGGGCCUUCCUCAGUCAUUAGUAUCUUCAUCUUUGGUUAAACAUGAGGUGGUGAUGGCAAAAGAGUCAAAUUUUUCUGCACCAACCACAAUAUCAGAUAGUGCUACUAUAGCUGUUGAUUCUGAUGUAUUGAAUCAGAAAAAUCAUCCAAAUAUCAGCAAUCAAGUAUCAAAUUCUGAUAGUAAAGAUACAACGUCAUCAGUUGCAAAUGACAGGUCAUCAGACGAUGGGUAUAAUUGGCGAAAAUAUGGACAGAAACUUGUAAAAGGAAGUGAAUUUCCUCGAAGCUAUUACAAAUGUACGUAUCCUAACUGUGAAGUGAAAAAGAUAUUUGAACGUUCUCCUGAGGGGCAAAUAACAGAAAUUGUGUAUAAGGGUUCACAUGAUCAUCCUAAGCCUCAGCCAAGCCGUCGAUUUACUCCUGGUGCUCUUUUGUCUAUUCAAGAAGAGAAAUUUGAUAAAGAUUCAACUUUUACUGGUCAAGAAGGUAAAGAAGUUAACAAAUUAAUGCAGUUUUAUGGAACUUUUUGA
Messenger RNA from Coffea arabica (coffee), 1243 nucleotides. The record is from RefSeq and is a predicted model, not a curated record. Lineage: Eukaryota; Viridiplantae; Streptophyta; Magnoliopsida; Gentianales; Rubiaceae.